Molecule: messenger RNA, 3503 nt
Organism: Spea bombifrons (plains spadefoot toad)
Lineage: Eukaryota; Metazoa; Chordata; Amphibia; Anura; Pelobatidae
Gene: RABEP1
Product: rabaptin, RAB GTPase binding effector protein 1
Exons: 18
Coding region: 97-2670 (857 amino acids)
Biological process (GO): endocytosis
Cellular component (GO): intracellular membrane-bounded organelle
Molecular function (GO): growth factor activity; GTPase activator activity
Source: RefSeq, a predicted model, not a curated record
UGCCUGUCACGCUGUCAGGAUGACGCGGUGCUGGAGGAUGCCGAGGCCGAGCUUACUGCUCUAGGUCCCCGAAUCUAGAUCCGUCUGGGGCCAGGGAUGGCGGACCCGGAUCCUGCUGCACACAUGGACGUGUCUGCUCUCCAGCAGCGGGUCGCCGAACUGGAGAGAAAUAAUGCAGAGUUUCUUCGGACUAAACAACAACUUGAACAGGAAUUUAAUCAGAAGAGAGCAAAAUUCAAAGAGUUGUACUUGGCAAAAGAAGUGGACCUAAAACGCCAGCAUGCUGCUGUACAGGCUGCCCAAGAAGAGAUCGCGCUGCUAAAUGUUCAACUAUCACAAGCACGGGCAGACAUUGAGAACAUCAAGGCAAUAGCCACUGUGUCGGAGACCACCAAGCAGGAAGCUAUUGAUGAAGUGAAGAAACAAUGGCAGGAAGAAGUUGCAUCCCUUCAAGCAAUCAUGAAAGAGACCAUACGUGACUACGAACUCCAGUUCCAUCAUCGGCUGGAGCAAGAGCGUGCUCAGUGGGGUCAGUACCGUGAAUCUGUCGAGAGAGAGAUUGCAGAGCUCAGGAGACGGCUGUCAGAAGGUCAACAAGAGGAGAAUCUAGAGAAUGAUAUGAAAAAGGCCCAGGAGGAUGCAGAGAAGCUUCGUUCAGUUGUAAUGCCCAUGGAGAAGGAGAUUGGGGCUUUGAAUGAAAAACUGACAGAAGCCGAGGAGAAAAUAAAAGAGCUGGAGGCAUCAAAGGUUAAAGAGAUGAAUCAUUAUCUUGAAGCUGAGAAGUCUUGUCGGACUGAUCUAGAAAUGUAUGUAGCAGUUCUUAAUACACAAAAAUCUGUACUCCAGGAAGAUGCUGAAAAAUUGAGGAAAGAACUACAUGAAGUUUGCCAUCUUCUGGAGGAGGAGAGGCAGCAGCACAACCAGCUGAAACAUACAUGGCAGAAAGCAAACGACCAGUUCCUGGAGUCUCAGCGACUGAUGAUGCAGGACAUGAAGCGCAUGGAAUCCGUCUUGACCACAGAGCAACUGCGUCAAGUAGAAGAGAGGAAGAGGAAAGACCAGCAUGAAGAUGAGCAACGAAUGAGAAGAAAAGAAAGGAAACAAAGAAGAGGGGCAGAGAAUCUGAAAUCACUAGGAGUAUCCUCCCAGGAUGAUUCCCUUCCAAACCUGCAAAAUAAAGAGGACCUUUUGAAUAGUACGCAUGGCUCAAUUCAUUCCUUAGAUGCAGACAUAGUCCUGCAUGAAGGGGAGUCUUUUAAACAAGAAGACUUAUUUAAAGAUGGACUUCGAAGAGCUCAGUCAACUGACAGCUUAGGGACUUCUGGGCCAUUGCAAGCAAAAACAUUGGGAUUUAACAACAAAGCAAAAUCAGCUGGAAACCUGGAGGAAUCUGAUUUUGGGCCACUGGUUGGAGCAGACUCUACAACUGAGAACUUUGACACUUCUUCCCUUGGAUCACUGCAAAUGCCAAGUGGAUUUAUGUUAACCAAAGAUCAAGAGAAAGCAAUAAAAGCCAUGACUCCUGAGCAAGAGGAAACCGCAUCUCUUCUCUCAAGUGUUACACAGAGCACUGAAUGUGCAUACGUCUCACCUUCUGGCUAUCGACUUGUGAGCGAGACAGAGUGGAAUUUAUUACAGAAAGAGGUACAGAAUGCUGGGAAUAAGCUGGGCAGACGCUGUGAUAUGUGCUCAAACUAUGAGAAGCAGCUGCAAGGGAUCCAGGGCCAGGAGGCAGAAACCAGAGAUCAAGUUAAGAAGCUGCAAAUGAUGCUCAGGCAAGCAAAUGACCAGCUGGAGAAGAGCUUGAAAGACAAGCAGGAGUUGGAGGAUUACAUGAAGCAAAACACAGAGGAUACCAGCGCCCAGAUAUCUACACUUGUGCUUAGAGCUCAGGAGUCUGAAACACAGCUCAGUGAAUUGCAACAGGCCUUCUCAGUGGCAAAAAGAAGUGUUCAGGAACAAAUGGCGGUAUUAAUGCAGUCUCGGGAGCAAGUAUCUGAAGAACUAAUCCGAUUACAGAAGGAUAAUGAGAGUCUACAAGGAAAGCAUGGGCUACAUGUUUCUCUUCAGCAAGCUGAGAAUUUUAUCUUACCAGAAACAGUCGAGGAUCUCCAUGAACUGGUCCUAAAGUACCGUGAACAUAUAGUGAGUGUUCAGACUGCGGCGGACCAUCUUGAAGAGAAGCUGAAGGCAGAAAUCCUUUUCUUAAAAGAACAGAUCCAAGCGGAGCAGUGUCAAAAAGAGAAUAUUGAAGAAACGCUUCAGAUUGAGAUUGAGAGUUGCAAAGAGGAAAUUGCAUCAAUUUCAAGUUUAAAAAUGGAACUGGACAGGGUAAAGGCAGAAAAAGAACAGUUAGAGGCAACUUUGCAAGAAAAAACACAGGAACUUCAAUCAGUCUUGGCACUCAAGAACUCUCUUGAAGAUCAGCUUAGGAAAGAGACUGCAAGCAAGGCAAGUUUAGAGCAGCUUUAUUUUGAAGAAAAGGACAAAGCUCAGCGGCUACAGACCGAGCUGGACGUGAGUGAGCAAGUACAGAGAGACUUUGUAAAGCUGUCUCAGACCCUGCAGGUGCAGUUGGAACGGAUUCGGCAGACUGAGACUUUAGAGGCGAUUCGUGCAAUCCUAAAUGAUACAAACCUGACUGACAUUAACCAGCUUCCUGAGACAUGACCCCUCUCUGAUCAUAACACAGGGACUUGAGGCUGCAAAUGAGUUUUUUUUUGUUUUGUAAAGGAAAAACUCGGGUUUCUAGUAACAUUAAUAAUUAUUUAACUCCUAUUCGAGAUCAGAGGGCGGAGGAUAUGUGUAAAGGAGCAGUCAAUGAGAACACUUUAUAAGGGAAAAAAAUUCUUUGUGUAGGUAGACGGGUCAUGCAAAGAAACAAGUAUCAUAUAUGUUGGGAACACUAACAAAACACAUUGUAUCUUUCUAAAAGGAGUUUUGCCUCAAUUAAAAACAAAACAAAAGUUUUACAGGUAGAAAGCACGCAGCAUGAAAUGGUACUAGGUAAGGAGUUAGUUAAAACUUUUAUCUUAAACAGUCCAUCUGUUAACAUGGCAAAAGAGGCUUUAUUUUAUGUUUUGGCAAACUGAAUUCAUUUUAGAAGCCCUAAUAUUCGCUGUACUCUGAGGCAGACUUAUUUAUAUAAUGUUUAUAGAGACACCAGUAUAACACGCUUCCCAUUGCAUGCGAUACAUUUCAGAAGAUCCCCCCUCUGUCAGUUUUUUGCCUUUGAGAUAAAUGUGUAUGUUCCCUCUGUAACAUUCGGAUUUUGCCCCGAGAAAGUAUUUUACUUCUCUGGAUUUAUCAACCAUUAAUAAACUAGUGCAAAGUAGGUCCAUGGUCGAAGAGGUGCCGCUAAGCUACAGUGGGACAAGGGUUCUAGGUAGUUCAGUGAGCUAUUCACAUGGACAGAAACUCCUAGGUCAUGGACAGCUCACGUUUGCUUAAGACAUCAUAUGUUGUACAAAUAAACAUAACAAACUUUGCAAAUGUGAUAUAAU